GAUGAUUCAUCCUCUUCCCUUGUCUCCUCCAUCUCCGCCAAAAGAUAAGCAGUACACCUCAACGACAGAAAACUCCACACAUUCAUUUUCUAGGCUGUUCUGUCCAUACAUCUUGUUAGAGAAAAAGUAAUCCUCAAAACCACAGUGAUUGGCUGUUCUUAAAUAUCAGAGGUGUAUUUAGGAGGAGAACAAUGACAGCUCCCCCUGAAGUUCAUCUGGGUUGACCCCUGGGUCGGGUGCUUUACUAAAAGCCAUUAAAAGCAUGUGAACGGGGCCCACAUGCAGUGAGGCCUGAAUGUGAGGGUCCAAGCUUCCUCAUUGCUGAACACCUUUAGGCAGUUGACUGGCUCCAUAGGCAUCCGCUUACUGGGGCCAUGUAGGUGGAGAGGCGUGGGCCUGAUUCAUUUCCUGAUAGAAACAGCAUGGCCCAGGCCAGCCCUUAAGGAGUCAGGCAGCGAGCAGAGGCCUUUAGAGAUCUGACGGCUCAGCAAGGGUGGCUACAUCUUCAGUCCCCUAAACGGGAGUCACAGCGUGAAGACUAAACAAGAAGUAACCCCAUCCCUCCUUCCUGACCACCGUCCCUAAAACAGAUGGCACGAGCAGGAGCAAGAUGCUUCUCCCUGCUGCUCCUGCUGCUGGCGCUGUGGGUGGCAGAGCUCCCAGUCAGUGCCAAGCCCAAAUGCAUGACCCCAGCUCAGUGGUUUCAAACUCAGCACGUGCAGCCCAAACCUCAAGCCUGCAACUCGGCCAUGGGCCACAUCAGCCAGUACACAAAGCGCUGCAAACCCCUCAACACCUUCCUGCACACGUCCUUCUCCAGCGUGGCUGCCACCUGCCUGACCCCCAGCAAAACCUGCAAGAAUGGCCAGAAAAACUGCCACCAGAGCCCAAAGCCUGUGUCCCUGACCGUGUGUAAGCACACCACAGGGCAGUACCCCAACUGCAGGUACAAAGAGACGCACCUCAACGCAUCUUACAUAGUGGCCUGUGACCCUCCCCAGAAAAAGGACUCUGGGGAAUCCCACCUGCUUCCCGUGCACCUGGACGAAGUUAUUUAG
Chinchilla lanigera (long-tailed chinchilla) is the source of this 1058-nucleotide messenger RNA. RefSeq names its product ribonuclease, RNase A family, 7 (gene Rnase7). The transcript is spliced from 2 exons. Gene Ontology annotation, biological process: defense response to Gram-positive bacterium; defense response to fungus; defense response to Gram-negative bacterium. Bases 591 to 1058 code for a protein of 155 amino acids. The record is from RefSeq and is a predicted model, not a curated record. NCBI's taxonomy places the organism in Eukaryota, Metazoa, Chordata, Mammalia, Rodentia, Chinchillidae. Gene Ontology annotation, molecular function: RNA nuclease activity; nucleic acid binding.